Messenger RNA from Rhipicephalus sanguineus (brown dog tick), 846 nucleotides. RefSeq lists its product as uncharacterized. The record is from RefSeq and is a predicted model, not a curated record. Bases 1 to 846 code for a protein of 281 amino acids. The transcript has 2 exons. Lineage: Eukaryota; Metazoa; Arthropoda; Arachnida; Ixodida; Ixodidae. Gene Ontology annotation, molecular function: nucleic acid binding.
AUGGAUCUCCCGUCACUGAAGCGGUGUACUGUGCGGCGCCUGCUUGCCGAGAUCGGCUUCAAGUACGAGAAGAGGUGCCGCAACUCGCUGCUUAUCGACCGCGACGACAUCGUCGAGUGGCGGAAUCGCUACCUUCGUGACGUAGAGCGCUACCGGGCGGAAGGCCGAAAGAUCUUCUUCCUGGACGAGACAUGGGUGACGGCGAGACACACUCAGUUGAUCGUAUGGACAGACACCGUGGUGCAGAAGCGCGGACGCAUGUACGCUCGCGCAAAUGGCCUUUCAACGGGUCUGAAACAACCCUCUGGGAAAGGCCAGCGCCUGAUCGUCACGCACAUCGGCAGUGAAGAUGGGUUCGUAGACGGCUGCUUGGAUGUAUUCCGAGGACGAAAAACAGGCGAUUGCCACGAAGAAAUGGACGGCAAUCGCUUCGAGGGAUGGUUCGGCGACGUGCUGCAGAAGUUGCCAGCUGGUAGUGUCAUUGUUUUGGACAAUGCACCUUACCACUCCCGGCGAGAAGAGAAAUUGCCGACGACGUCCUGGAAGAAGGAAAACAUACAAGAGUGGCUGAAUAGCAAGGACAUCGCCUACAGCGCGACGUUAGUGAAGAGGCAGCUGCUUGAGUUGGUGGCAUCUGUGAAGCCACGCUUUCUCAGCUACAUCAUAGACAACGCAGCUGCAAGGGCCGGUUGCGUUGUGCUCAGGCUCCCGCCGUACUACUGCGAAUUCAAUCCCAUUGAGCUCGUGUGGGCAAAGCCCAUCGUCAUCCAAGUGGGGGAAGAUGACAGUGAAGAAAGCUACUCUGACUGCGAGCUGUCCGGCAUUGAGCCCUACGAGGAAGCUUAA